AUGGUGUAUGGGGCCACAUCUGGAAUGACUGUGCCUGACACCAACAGAGCAGUCUCCCUCGGUGUCUCUCUGGCCACCACGGUCAGCGUCACGGACACAUCGCAGCAUAGCCCCAGUGCUCAACCCCAUGGCGGGGACCGUCCAGGAGUUGCGGGCGCCGAGGGCAGCACCAUCUGGAGGGGAGGGAGCGCGCGGCCUCUGGGGGGCAAGCGAGUGCGCUGGGCCGAGCCGGUCGAGGGCCCCCGGCGGGGCGAGCAGGAGGAGCGCGGCGGGCUGAGCCCCGCGCUGCCGGAGCAGCAGCCGCAGCGCGUCGGGGUUCUCAGCUGGGGCCCGCAGGAGGGCCGGGGGCCCCGCGGGCAGCACCAGGAGAAGGGCGGAGGCAGCCCCGCAGUGCAGGAGCGCGGCGAGGCCCGGGCCGGGGUGCAGGAGCGCGGAGAGGGGAGCCCGCGGAGGCUGCUGCAGCAGCCCGAGCCGGCGCCCGAGGCCGGGGAAGGCCCCCGCGAGCGCGGGGAGGGGCCGGAAAGUUCCGGCGAACUGGGGGAGCGGCAGUGGGAGAGCGUGGGGCGGGAGGCGGUGGUCCUGGGAGCGGCCCCGGAGCGCCGAAGCCGCCCGGAGCUGGUGGGGAGGGCCCGGCCGGUGGGGCCCCGGGGGCCUGCGGGGGAGGGGCGCCUGGGGGUGCAAGAGGCGAAUUGGCUGCCCGGAGUGCAGGAAGGACAGGUGGUGCGGGCUGUCCAGGAAACCUACCUGAACGGAAAGGAGCCCCAGGAGGGAGAGGGGCCCGGCGAGGGGCCCCGGACCCGGAGGCGCCGGCGGAGGAGGAGGUGGUGACUGGCAGGCCGCCCGGGCCCCACGGUGCCUCCGGAGCUGAAGGGAACGCAGGAUGUAGGGGCGUGGGGAGUCGGGCACAGAAGAGUGCGGGGAACCGGGGAGCUCUGCGAGCCACUGCCUGAGGUAGGCCCGGCCCGCGGGAACCUCUUCUGCUCGCUCAGCCUGGGCAUCGCUGAAGCUGUGUCUGCGGGGAGGCAGCGGAAGGCGGCAGCCUCCUCCCCAGACCAGUGUGAUGUCAGGCCCAGCUGACCUGAAGAUGCAGGGUUGCCUGGUGCAGCUCCCUCUGGGAUGAGGUUCCGAGGGCACCCAGCCUGACCUUGGGCCAGAAGCUUGGGCUCUGCGCACAGAGGGGGACGACAGAGUCUGAAGGGUCGGCAGAAGACAUCACUGGCAGCUCCUGGGGAGCCGGUGGCUGUGCAGUUCUGGGGGAAUGAGAUUCGUGGCUCUGUGCGCCUUCUGAAUAUUUUACCAUGUGCAG
This is a messenger RNA of Piliocolobus tephrosceles (Ugandan red Colobus), 1306 nucleotides long. RefSeq names its product glutenin, high molecular weight subunit DX5-like. NCBI's taxonomy places the organism in Eukaryota, Metazoa, Chordata, Mammalia, Primates, Cercopithecidae. Bases 1 to 828 code for a protein of 275 amino acids. The transcript has 5 exons. The record is from RefSeq and is a predicted model, not a curated record.